Molecule: messenger RNA, 252 nt
Organism: Diabrotica balteata
Lineage: Eukaryota; Metazoa; Arthropoda; Insecta; Coleoptera; Chrysomelidae
Source: the annotation of a GenBank genome assembly
AUGAAAGAGACUGUUGAAACGAAAUCAGCUCCAGAAACUACUCCAACGGUAGCGCAGCCAAAACUAGAAGUAGACGCAACUCCGGAGGAUAUAGACAGUAAAAAUAAGAAGAAGAAAGCUCGGACCACCUUUACCGGAAGACAAAUCUUUGAAUUGGAGAAACAGUUCGAAGUAAAAAAGUAUCUUAGCAGCAGUGAACGGACCGAGAUGGCCAAAUUACUGAACGUUACCGAGACGCAGGUAAGGGAAUAA